GCUUCGGAAUAAUCUCCCAUAUUGUAACUUACUACUCCGGAAAAAAAGAACCAUUUGGAUACAUAGGUAUGGUCUGAGCUAUGAUAUCAAUUGGCUUCCUAGGGUUUAUCGUGUGAGCACACCAUAUAUUUACAGUAGGAAUAGACGUAGACACACGAGCAUAUUUCACCUCCGCUACCAUAAUCAUCGCUAUCCCCACCGGCGUCAAAGUAUUUAGCUGACUCGCCACACUCCACGGAAGCAAUAUGAAAUGAUCUGCUGCAGUGCUCUGAGCCCUAGGAUUCAUCUUUCUUUUCACCGUAGGUGGCCUGACUGGCAUUGUAUUAGCAAACUCAUCACUAGACAUCGUACUACACGACACGUACUACGUUGUAGCCCACUUCCACUAUGUCCUAUCAAUAGGAGCUGUAUUUGCCAUCAUAGGAGGCUUCAUUCACUGAUUUCCCCUAUUCUCAGGCUACACCCUAGACCAAACCUACGCCAAAAUCCAUUUCACUAUCAUAUUCAUCGGCGUAAAUCUAACUUUCUUCCCACAACACUUUCUCGGCCUAUCCGGAAUGCCCCGACGUUACUCGGACUACCCCGAUGCAUACACCACAUGAAACAUCCUAUCAUCUGUAGGCUCAUUCAUUUCUCUAACAGCAGUAAUAUUAAUAAUUUUCAUGAUUUGAGAAGCCUUCGCUUCGAAGCGAAAAGUCCUAAUAGUAGAAGAACCCUCCAUAAACCUGGAGUGACUAUAUGGAUGCCCCCCACCCUACCACACAUUCGAAGAACCCGUAUACAUAAAAUCUAGACAAAAAAGGAAGGAAUCGAACCCCCCAAAGCUGGUUUCAAGCCAACCCCAUGGCCUCCAUGACUUUUUCAAAAAGGUAUUAGAAAAACCAUUUCAUAACUUUGUCAAAGUUAAAUUAUAGGCUAAAUCCUAUAUAUCUUAAUGGCACAUGCAGCGCAAGUAGGUCUACAAGACGCUACUUCCCCUAUCAUAGAAGAGCUUAUCACCUUUCAUGAUCACGCCCUCAUAAUCAUUUUCCUUAUCUGCUUCCUAGUCCUGUAUGCCCUUUUCCUAACACUCACAACAAAACUAACUAAUACUAACAUCUCAGACGCUCAGGAAAUAGAAACCGUCUGAACUAUCCUGCCCGCCAUCAUCCUAGUCCUCAUCGCCCUCCCAUCCCUACGCAUCCUUUACAUAACAGACGAGGUCAACGAUCCCUCCCUUACCAUCAAAUCAAUUGGCCACCAAUGGUACUGAACCUACGAGUACACCGACUACGGCGGACUAAUCUUCAACUCCUACAUACUUCCCCCAUUAUUCCUAGAACCAGGCGACCUGCGACUCCUUGACGUUGACAAUCGAGUAGUACUCCCGAUUGAAGCCCCCAUUCGUAUAAUAAUUACAUCACAAGACGUCUUGCACUCAUGAGCUGUCCCCACAUUAGGCUUAAAAACAGAUGCAAUUCCCGGACGUCUAAACCAAACCACUUUCACCGCUACACGACCGGGGGUAUACUACGGUCAAUGCUCUGAAAUCUGUGGAGCAAACCACAGUUUCAUGCCCAUCGUCCUAGAAUUAAUUCCCCUAAAAAUCUUUGAAAUAGGGCCCGUAUUUACCCUAUAGCACCCCCUCUACCCCCUCUAGAGCCCACUGUAAAGCUAACUUAGCAUUAACCUUUUAAGUUAAAGAUUAAGAGAACCAACACCUCUUUACAGUGAAAUGCCCCAACUAAAUACUACCGUAUGGCCCACCAUAAUUACCCCCAUACUCCUUACACUAUUCCUCAUCACCCAACUAAAAAUAUUAAACACAAACUACCACCUACCUCCCUCACCAAAGCCCAUAAAAAUAAAAAAUUAUAACAAACCCUGAGAACCAAAAUGAACGAAAAUCUGUUCGCUUCAUUCAUUGCCCCCACAAUCCUAGGCCUACCCGCCGCAGUACUGAUCAUUCUAUUUCCCCCUCUAUUGAUCCCCACCUCCAAAUAUCUCAUCAACAACCGACUAAUCACCACCCAACAAUGACUAAUCAAACUAACCUCAAAACAAAUGAUAACCAUACACAACACUAAAGGACGAACCUGAUCUCUUAUACUAGUAUCCUUAAUCAUUUUUAUUGCCACAACUAACCUCCUCGGACUCCUGCCUCACUCAUUUACACCAACCACCCAACUAUCUAUAAACCUAGCCAUGGCCAUCCCCUUAUGAGCGGGCGCAGUGAUUAUAGGCUUUCGCUCUAAGAUUAAAAAUGCCCUAGCCCACUUCUUACCACAAGGCACACCUACACCCCUUAUCCCCAUACUAGUUAUUAUCGAAACCAUCAGCCUACUCAUUCAACCAAUAGCCCUGGCCGUACGCCUAACCGCUAACAUUACUGCAGGCCACCUACUCAUGCACCUAAUUGGAAGCGCCACCCUAGCAAUAUCAACCAUUAACCUUCCCUCUACACUUAUCAUCUUCACAAUUCUAAUUCUACUGACUAUCCUAGAAAUCGCUGUCGCCUUAAUCCAAGCCUACGUUUUCACACUUCUAGUAAGCCUCUACCUGCACGACAACACAUAAUGACCCACCAAUCACAUGCCUAUCAUAUAGUAAAACCCAGCCCAUGACCCCUAACAGGGGCCCUCUCAGCCCUCCUAAUGACCUCCGGCCUAGCCAUGUGAUUUCACUUCCACUCCAUAACGCUCCUCAUACUAGGCCUACUAACCAACACACUAACCAUAUACCAAUGAUGGCGCGAUGUAACACGAGAAAGCACAUACCAAGGCCACCACACACCACCUGUCCAAAAAGGCCUUCGAUACGGGAUAAUCCUAUUUAUUACCUCAGAAGUUUUUUUCUUCGCAGGAUUUUUCUGAGCCUUUUACCACUCCAGCCUAGCCCCUACCCCCCAAUUAGGAGGGCACUGGCCCCCAACAGGCAUCACCCCGCUAAAUCCCCUAGAAGUCCCACUCCUAAACACAUCCGUAUUACUCGCAUCAGGAGUAUCAAUCACCUGAGCUCACCAUAGUCUAAUAGAAAACAACCGAAACCAAAUAAUUCAAGCACUGCUUAUUACAAUUUUACUGGGUCUCUAUUUUACCCUCCUACAAGCCUCAGAGUACUUCGAGUCUCCCUUCACCAUUUCCGACGGCAUCUACGGCUCAACAUUUUUUGUAGCCACAGGCUUCCACGGACUUCACGUCAUUAUUGGCUCAACUUUCCUCACUAUCUGCUUCAUCCGCCAACUAAUAUUUCACUUUACAUCCAAACAUCACUUUGGCUUCGAAGCCGCCGCCUGAUACUGGCAUUUUGUAGAUGUGGUUUGACUAUUUCUGUAUGUCUCCAUCUAUUGAUGAGGGUCUUACUCUUUUAGUAUAAAUAGUACCGUUAACUUCCAAUUAACUAGUUUUGACAACAUUCAAAAAAGAGUAAUAAACUUCGCCUUAAUUUUAAUAAUCAACACCCUCCUAGCCUUACUACUAAUAAUUAUUACAUUUUGACUACCACAACUCAACGGCUACAUAGAAAAAUCCACCCCUUACGAGUGCGGCUUCGACCCUAUAUCCCCCGCCCGCGUCCCUUUCUCCAUAAAAUUCUUCUUAGUAGCUAUUACCUUCUUAUUAUUUGAUCUAGAAAUUGCCCUCCUUUUACCCCUACCAUGAGCCCUACAAACAACUAACCUGCCACUAAUAGUUAUGUCAUCCCUCUUAUUAAUCAUCAUCCUAGCCCUAAGUCUGGCCUAUGAGUGACUACAAAAAGGAUUAGACUGAACCGAAUUGGUAUAUAGUUUAAACAAAACGAAUGAUUUCGACUCAUUAAAUUAUGAUAAUCAUAUUUACCAAAUGCCCCUCAUUUACAUAAAUAUUAUACUAGCAUUUACCAUCUCACUUCUAGGAAUACUAGUAUAUCGCUCACACCUCAUAUCCUCCCUACUAUGCCUAGAAGGAAUAAUACUAUCGCUGUUCAUUAUAGCUACUCUCAUAACCCUCAACACCCACUCCCUCUUAGCCAAUAUUGUGCCUAUUGCCAUACUAGUCUUUGCCGCCUGCGAAGCAGCG
Cinara cedri is the source of this 4034-nucleotide messenger RNA. Lineage: Eukaryota; Metazoa; Arthropoda; Insecta; Hemiptera; Aphididae. The record is from the annotation of a GenBank genome assembly.